Messenger RNA from Petromyzon marinus (sea lamprey), 2493 nucleotides. RefSeq names its product sorting nexin-10-like. Gene Ontology annotation, cellular component: endosome. Gene Ontology annotation, molecular function: phosphatidylinositol phosphate binding. The record is from RefSeq and is a predicted model, not a curated record. NCBI's taxonomy places the organism in Eukaryota, Metazoa, Chordata, Hyperoartia, Petromyzontiformes, Petromyzontidae. Gene Ontology annotation, biological process: vesicle organization; intracellular protein transport.
UUUCGCUUCGGAGCGCAGCGGAGCUAUGGUUGUUAUUGCUGCACCGCCCUCUGCUGGUCACAGCGUGGCGACAACAGCGGCGCAGCUGAUCGCCGAUCACAAGUCUGGUCUCGACAGCCUUGUCGCCCAAAGCAAGCAAGCAAACCGUGUCUUCUAGGCUUCAAUUAAAUUCUGCUUGGCUUGCGAGAUCGGGCGCGGUUUUUUUUCGGUGGUCAUUGAACGGUGCCGUAGUUGUAGUAGUAGUAGUUGCAGUAUUGGUCGUGAUAAUUAUUAGACGGGUGAUUUUUAGCGGAGGAACCCCCUCCGGUUGGGUAAAGGGGGAUUUCUGGCCCGGCUUCGUUUCAUCGCCGGCCUGUUUAAAGGGGUGAGGACAGCAAAGUGGAUCGUGAUGAUCGGACGUCUCCUGGCCUGGUAACGUUUGGACAUCUUCGACAUUACGAGAGGUCGAGGCUUCGAUCACGGAGAGACGCACAUUGCGGCUCUGUCAAAGGACUGGCCGCAUCCAUCAUUCAUUAAGGACCACGCCGUCUCCUCGCCAACACGCCGGUGGCAGUGAAACAUUUUUUUGAGUUCGAGACGUUGAUGCCACGAGCAAUGGAGAACGCAAAAGAGGAGUUUGUGGAAGUUCGCGUCCGAGAUCCCCAAAUCCAGAACAGGAAUUCAUGGCAUCCUCACGUGGAUUAUGAGAUAUUCCUGCACACUAACAGCAUAAGUUUCACGCGCAAGGUGUCUUGCACCCGUCGUCGAUUCCGGGAGUUCGUGUGGCUGCGCAAGUGCCUGGAGAAGAGCACGAAUCUCGAGCAGCUACCGGACCUGCCACCCGGGAACCUCUUUUUCAGCUGCUACAACGAAAAUGACGUUGAGAUGAGGAGGCAGGGCCUUCAGAAUUUCCUGCACAGGAUAGUGAAGAUGAUCGUCGUGCUGUCGGACAGCCGUCUGCACCUGUUCCUGCAGAGCCGGCUGAGCGUAAGCGAGAUGGACGCGUGCGUCUCUGGCCUCACCAGCUUCUCCGUCCGCGAUGCCAUAAUGUGCCAGCAGCGCGCCGGCUGCCGCUUCCCUAUGGAAGAGCCACCACUGCAACCGCAGCAGCUGCGGCAGCCGCAAGAGGAGGAGGAGGAGGAGAAUGAGGUGGCUCCUGCUAGGGAUGCGUCGCCCCCUCGCAAGAGCCACCCAGAUGUACUCGCCAUGUCCACAUACGAUGGCGAAGGAGAGAAACCCUGCUGCGGGGAAUAUGACACAGAGAGUGAACAGGACUCUGGGUCGGGCUCACACAACAAUUGCUUGGAGUAACUUCGAGCAACAUCACAGAGCCAGCAGAGGGAGCCAAAGCAGAAAGCAUUCAGCUUAACCAACCCAGCAGCUGACAUCUCCUGGCUUUGAAAUGGACCAGCUACCAGCAUGUACCAAAACGCUGGGCAACUGGGAUCUGGCAAAUUCCCGACAAUCAAUCCACUGCUGGAUUAGGGUCUCACUCAUGCAGUACAGGUGGUGGUGGGUUGUAUGGCUAUACCGCACCAUGCUGGUCGGUCUGGGUUGGUGAAAACGCAGAGCCACAGACAGGAGCAUAGCAGUGCAAUGGAUUGUGCUCCACUGCCCUCUGCUGCCCACAAAGUAGCCCAGUAACAGGCUACAACACCUGUUUUAUGCACAGUGAAAUUGGGACCUGUCAAAUCCCCGCACCAUUAUAGCCUCUUGCAAAUCACCGUGGAGUCCUCCGUAAUGAUUUUGAUAUUUAAUUUAUACACGUGUGUGUGUGUGUGUAGGGUUAAGUUUUGGGUCGCACAUAUGGCUUGUAAAGGGGUGUCUGUGUGCGCGUCUUAAAUGUUGGAAGUGGUGGCAGUUGUGCUUGCAUGCAGAAUUGGGUCUUUAACCCCACCACAGCUAUACUGUGAGCAAUAUUGCUUCUUUAACAUCUUGGUAAUAUAUUUUAAGGUGUCGCUUAUUACUUUAUGAAUAUAUGCAUUAAUGUUUGACCUUUACCUCCUUUAAUGUACGCAUGUGUACAUUUUGGAGUUUGAAAACAUGCAUUGUGUAGACAUCACAAUUCAGCAUACAAAAAACUGAGUUAACGAUAUAAAAUAUCAGCUUCAUAAUUAUGGAUGGCACAUUGCCCGUAUUUCAAGAUACAGUGGUAUAAUAAGCUUUGCAAUUAUAAAUGUUCGAAUGUUUUAGAAAAAUUGUUUUUUUACAUAGAAGAGAAAGCUAAUGUAGAGUAUAAAUUAUUUCAAUGUUGCACUGGUUUGUAUCCUGUCAUUACGAUUUUUAUUUAAUUAACAUUUCCUAAAGCACAUGCAGACAUGUUUACGAAGACAGCAAUUAGAUCAAACUGUGCAAUACGUAUACUGUGGAGUAUUACUUUAUACAGUGUUCAAAGUUAUAUUUUCUGCUGGUGAAAAGUGAACAUCUUUUGGUGUGGCUUGUAUGAUAAUUGUAAAUUCUGGGACAAAGUUGGUGCUUGAAAUGUUUAAUAAAUAUUUCUGGUAUGCAGCACUC